Pongo pygmaeus (Bornean orangutan) is the source of this 5374-nucleotide messenger RNA. It is a transcript of the gene SLIT3, whose product is annotated as slit guidance ligand 3. Gene Ontology annotation, molecular function: calcium ion binding; Roundabout binding; heparin binding. The record is from RefSeq and is a predicted model, not a curated record. The transcript is spliced from 36 exons. Gene Ontology annotation, biological process: axon guidance; negative chemotaxis. Lineage: Eukaryota; Metazoa; Chordata; Mammalia; Primates; Hominidae. The coding region runs from base 456 to 5027 and encodes 1523 amino acids.
GGUGUCUGCCCUGCUCAGUGAAUGGAGAGAGCGAGUGCCGGCCAGCUCACCCGGCCGCCCCGUGCCCCAGCCGCAGCCGCCGCGCUCCCCAGCCCAGCCCCAAGCCGGACCUCCCCGGGCGCCACGCCCCAUUGCGCUCGCCUCAGGUCCCCAGCCCGGCCCGCGGGUCAGCGGGGCCAGGGGGCGCUCCGCACCUGGGCACUCCCAGCGAUGCGCAGCGGGGCAGCGCCGGCCCCGCCGAUGGAGCUGCUGUUGCUGCCGCUGCCGCCGCCGCCGCCGCCCGGCGCGCCCCGCUCCGCCCGCGCCCCGUGCGCCUGAGCGCCGAGCUCGCCCCUCCUCCUCGCCAACUCCGCCGCCCGCUCCCCAGGCCGCCCGCGCUCCCCGCGCGCCUCCUCGGGUUCCACGCGUCUUGCCCCGCAGAGGCAGCCUCCUCCGGGAGCGGGGCCCUGCACACCAUGGCCCCCGGGUGGGCAGGGGUCGGCGCCGCCGUGCGCGUCCGCCUGGCGCUGGCCUUGGCUCUGGCGAGCGUCCUGAGUGGGCCCCCAGCCGUCGCCUGCCCCACCAAGUGUACCUGCUCCGCCGCCAGCGUGGACUGCCACGGGCUGGGCCUCCGCGCGGUUCCUCGGGGCAUCCCCCGCAACGCUGAGCGCCUUGACCUGGACAGAAAUAAUAUCACCAGGAUCACCAAGAUGGACUUCGCUGGGCUCAAGAACCUCCGAGUCUUGCAUCUGGAAGACAACCAGGUCAGCGUCAUCGAGAGAGGCGCCUUCCAGGACCUGAAGCAGCUGGAGCGACUGCGCCUGAACAAGAAUAAGCUCCAAGUCCUUCCAGAAUUGCUUUUCCAGAGCACGCCGAAGCUCACCAGACUAGAUUUGAGUGAAAACCAGAUCCAGGGGAUCCCGAGGAAGGCGUUCCGCGGCAUCACUGAUGUGAAGAACCUGCAACUGGACAACAACCACAUCAGCUGCAUUGAAGAUGGAGCCUUCCGAGCGCUGCGCGAUUUGGAGAUCCUCACGCUCAACAACAACAACAUCAGUCGCAUCCUGGUCACCAGCUUCAACCACAUGCCGAAGAUCCGAACUCUGCGCCUCCACUCCAACCACCUGUACUGCGACUGCCACCUGGCCUGGCUCUCGGAUUGGCUGCGACAGCGACGGACAGUUGGCCAGUUCACACUCUGCAUGGCUCCUGUGCAUUUGAGGGGCUUCAACGUGGCGGAUGUGCAGAAGAAGGAGUAUGUGUGCCCAGCCCCCCACUCGGAGCCCCCAUCCUGCAAUGCCAACUCCAUCUCCUGCCCUUCGCCCUGCACGUGCAGCAAUAACAUCGUGGACUGUCGAGGAAAGGGCUUGAUGGAGAUUCCUGCCAACUUGCCGGAGGGCAUCGUCGAAAUACGCCUAGAACAGAACUCCAUCAAAGCCAUCCCUGCAGGAGCCUUCACCCAGUACAAGAAACUGAAGCGAAUAGACAUCAGCAAGAAUCAGAUAUCGGAUAUUGCUCCAGAUGCCUUCCAGGGCCUGAAAUCACUCACAUCGCUGGUCCUCUAUGGGAACAAGAUCACCGAGAUUGCCAAGGGACUGUUUGAUGGGCUGGUGUCCCUACAGCUGCUCCUCCUCAAUGCCAACAAGAUCAACUGCCUGCGGGUGAACACGUUUCAGGACCUGCAGAACCUCAACUUGCUCUCCCUGUAUGACAACAAGCUGCAGACCAUCAGCAAGGGGCUCUUUGCCCCUCUGCAGUCCAUCCAGACGCUCCACUUAGCCCAAAAUCCAUUUGUGUGCGACUGCCACUUGAAGUGGCUGGCCGACUACCUCCAGGACAACCCCAUUGAGACAAGCGGGGCCCGCUGCAGCAGCCCGCGCCGACUCGCCAACAAGCGCAUCAGCCAGAUCAAGAGCAAGAAGUUCCGCUGCUCAGGCUCCGAGGAUUACCGCAGCAGGUUCAGCAGCGAGUGCUUCAUGGACCUCGUGUGCCCCGAGAAGUGUCGCUGUGAGGGCACGAUCGUGGACUGCUCCAACCAGAAGCUGGCCCGCAUCCCAAGCCACCUCCCUGAAUAUGUCACCGACCUACGACUGAAUGACAAUGAGAUAUCUGUUCUGGAGGCCACUGGCAUCUUCAAGAAGUUGCCCAACCUGCGAAAAAUAAACCUGAGUAACAAUAAGAUCAAGGAGGUGCGAGAGGGAGCUUUCGAUGGAGCAGCCAGUAUGCAGGAGCUGAUGCUGACGGGGAACCAGCUGGAGACUGUGCACGGGCGUAUGUUCCGUGGCCUCAGUGGCCUCAAAACCUUGAUGCUUAGGAGUAACUUGAUCAGCUGUGUGAGUAAUGACACCUUUGCCGGCCUGAGUUCGGUGAGACUGCUGUCCCUCUAUGACAAUCGGAUCACCACCAUCACCCCUGGGGCCUUCACCACGCUCGUCUCCCUGUCCACCAUAAACCUCCUUUCCAACCCCUUCAACUGCAACUGCCACCUGGCCUGGCUCGGCAAGUGGUUGAGGAAGAGGCGGAUCGUCAGUGGGAACCCUAGGUGCCAGAAGCCGUUUUUCCUCAAGGAGAUUCCCAUCCAGGAUGUGGCCAUCCAGGACUUCACCUGUGACGGCAACGACGAGAGUAGCUGCCAGCUUAGCCCGCGCUGCCCGGAGCAGUGCACCUGUAUGGAGACAGUGGUGCGAUGCAGCAACAAGGGGCUCCGCGCCCUCCCCAAAGGCAUGCCCAAGGAUGUGACCGAGCUGUACCUGGAAGGAAAUCACCUAACAGCCGUGCCCAGAGAGCUGUCUGCCCUCCGACACCUGACGCUUAUUGACCUGAGCAACAACAGCAUCAGCAUGCUGACCAAUUACACCUUCAGUAACAUGUCUCACCUCUCCACUCUGAUCCUGAGCUACAACCGGCUGAGGUGCAUCCCCAUCCAUGCCUUCAACGGGCUGCGGUCCCUGCGAGUGCUAACCCUCCAUGGCAACGACAUUUCCAGCGUUCCUGAAGGCUCCUUCAACGACCUCCCAUCUCUUUCCCAUCUGGCACUGGGAACCAACCCACUCCACUGUGACUGCAGUCUUCGGUGGCUGUCGGAGUGGGUGAAGGCGGGCUACAAGGAGCCUGGCAUUGCCCGCUGCAGUAGCCCUGAGCCCAUGGCUGACAGGCUCCUGCUCACCACCCCAACCCACCGCUUCCAGUGCAAAGGGCCAGUGGACAUCAACAUUGUGGCCAAAUGCAAUGCCUGCCUCUCCAGCCCAUGCAAGAAUAAUGGGACAUGCACCCAGGACCCUGUGGAGCUGUACCGCUGUGCCUGCCCCUACAGCUACAAGGGCAAGGACUGCACUGUGCCCAUCAACACCUGCAUCCGGAACCCCUGUCAUCAUGGAGGCACCUGCCACCUGAGUGACAGCCACAAGGAUGGGUUCAGCUGCUCCUGCCCACUGGGCUUUGAGGGGCAGCGGUGUGAGAUCAACCCAGAUGACUGUGAGGACAACGACUGUGAAAACAAUGCCACCUGCGUGGACGGGAUCAACAACUACGUGUGUGUCUGCCCGCCUAACUACACAGGUGAGCUAUGCGACGAGGUGAUCGACCACUGUGUGCCUGAGCUGAACCUCUGUCAGCAUGAGGCCAAGUGCAUCCCCCUGGACAAAGGAUUCAGGUGCGAGUGUGUCCCUGGCUACAGCGGGAAGCUCUGUGAGACAGACAAUGAUGACUGUGUGGCCCACAAGUGCCGCCACGGGGCCCAGUGCGUGGACACAAUCAAUGGCUACACAUGCACCUGCCCCCAGGGCUUCAGUGGACCCUUCUGUGAGCACCCCCCACCCAUGGUCCUGCUGCAGACCAGCCCGUGCGACCAGUACGAGUGCCAGAACGGGGCCCAGUGCAUCGUGGUGCAGCAGGAGCCUACCUGCCGCUGCCCACCAGGCUUCGCCGGCCCCAGAUGCGAGAAGCUCAUCACCGUCAACUUCGUGGGCAAGGACUCCUACGUGGAACUGGCCUCCGCCAAGGUCCGACCCCAGGCCAACAUCUCCCUGCAGGUGGCCACUGACAAGGACAACGGCAUCCUUCUCUACAAAGGAGACAAUGACCCCUUGGCACUGGAGCUGUACCAGGGCCACGUGCGGCUGGUCUAUGACAGCCUGAGUUCCCCUCCAACCACAGUGUACAGCGUGGAGACAGUGAAUGAUGGGCAGUUUCACAGUGUGGAGCUGGUGACGCUAAACCAGACCCUGAACCUGGUAGUGGACAAAGGAACUCCAAAGAGCCUGGGGAAGCUCCAGAAGCAGCCAGCAGUGGGCAUCAACAGCCCCCUCUACCUUGGAGGCAUCCCCACCUCCACCGGACUCUCCGCCUUGCGCCAGGGCACGGACAGGCCUCUAGGCGGCUUCCACGGAUGCAUCCACGAGGUGCGCAUCAACAACGAGCUGCAGGACUUCAAGGCCCUCCCACCACAGUCCCUGGGGGUGUCACCAGGCUGCAAGUCCUGCACCGUGUGCAAGCACGGCCUGUGCCGCUCCGUGGAGAAGGACAGCGUGGUGUGCGAGUGCCACCCGGGCUGGACCGGCCCACUAUGUGACCAGGAGGUCUGGGACCCCUGCCUCGGCCACAGCUGCAACCAUGGAAAAUGUGUGGCAACUGGGACCUCAUACAUGUGCAAGUGUGCUGAGGGCUAUGGAGGGGCCUUGUGUGACAACAAGAAUGAUUCUGCCAAUGCCUGCUCAGCCUUCAAGUGUCACCAUGGGCAGUGCCACAUCUCAGACCAAGGGGAGCCCUACUGCCUGUGCCAGCCCGGCUUUAGCGGCGAGCACUGCCAACAAGAGAAUCCAUGCCUGGGACAAGUAGUCCGAGAGGUGAUCCGCCGCCAGAAAGGUUAUGCAUCAUGUGCCACAGCCUCCAAAGUGCCCAUCAUGGAAUGUCGUGGGGGCUGUGGGCCCCAGUGCUGCCAGCCCACCCGCAGCAAGCGGCGGAAAUACGUCUUCCAGUGCAUGGACGGCUCCUCGUUUGUAGAAGAGGUGGAGAGACACUUAGAGUGCGGCUGUCUUGCGUGUUCCUAAGCCCCUGCCUGCCACCUCUCGGACUCCAGCUUGAUGGAGUUGGGACAGCCAUGUGGGACGCCCUGGUGAUUCAGCAUGAAGGAAAUGAAGCUGGAGAGGAAGCUAAAGAAGAAGAGAAUAUUAAGUAUAUUGUAACAUAAACAAAAAAAUAGAACUUAUUUUUAUUAUGGAAAGUGACUAUUUUCAUCUUUUAUUAUAUAAAUAUAUCACACCAUCUGCGUAUAUGUACCAUACAUAUAAUGAGUUAUUUUUACCAAGUUUUGUGUUGUGUAUUUGUUGUGUUUUUAAAAACAGCUGUUUAAAAAUUUAAGAAAAAAAUAGACUAAUAAAAAUGCUUUAAAACAAAA